AUCGAAAAACUAUAUUAUCUUUGAUCGCAUCCCGUAUCAUCGUCUCUGAGUCUCGCUGAAGAGUCAACCCUUUCACAUCACUCGCAAUCGUCUUGCCUUUCGUGCAGCCAAGCUCCCUCACCCAAAGCCUCCGUUGACUUGAAGUCUCAUCUGUGCCGGGAGGCGUCUCUGUCCACGGAAACACAGCACAAAGACAAGAUGGCGUCGUCUUAUCUUCCCAUGCCCGAGCCAACCGUGCCCAAGAGGCCACUCUCGUCCUAUAAACUCAUCUCGUACGACAUCUACGGCACGCUCGUGGACUGGGAGACGGCGAUUGUGAGGCUGCUGCAACCGCUAGUCUCGCGCAUCCCCUCAUCCUCGCCCCUCAGCCAGGAAUACCAAGACAGCACGACUGCAGGGUCCGAGGGACGGAUCAAACUCGCCGCGAAGUACAACGACAUCGAGCACGAGUUGGAGGCCAAGAACCCGUCGCAGCGAUACGACGAGCUCCUGCAGGACAUCUACCUCCGCAUCGCGUCCGACUUUGGGGUCGGCGAGGCCACCGAGGUGUCGACGAAGCAGGAGGCCAAGCAGUUCGGCGAGAGCAUCGGCACCUGGCCGCCGUUCCCGGACACGGUCGACGCCUGCCAGCGGCUGGUGAGGCAGCACGGCUUCAAGCUCGUGCCGCUCUCCAACGUCGACCGGGCGAGUUUCGCGCGCACCUGCGCCGGCCCGCUGCAGGGGGUCGACUUCUUCCGCGUCUACACGGCCCAGGACAUUGGGUCGUACAAGCCCGACCUCCGCAACUUCGAGUACCUCAUCAAGCACGCCAAGGAGGACGCCGGCGUGGAGAAGCACGAGAUCUUGCACGUCGCGCAGAGCAUUUUCCACGACCACAUCCCGGCCAAGACGAUGGGGCUGGCCAGCGUGUGGAUUAAUCGGAAGGGCGCGGGGAUGGGCGGCAACGAGGCUAUCAGAGGCAUCCACGAACGAGGAGAGGUCGGGUAUGGUUGGAGGUUUGGGACGUUGGGGGAGUUGGCGGAUGAAGUCGAGAGGGAGAAAAGAGAGCAAGGGAAGUAGGUGCAUAGCAGUGGAAGAGAUUGAGCAGCCUGUUGUGCUUGCUUCUCAAUGCUAUCGGCAAUGCCUCAUCUCGAAUAGUCGCCUCUUUCUGCCGACUAUCCUGCUUUCCUCUAUUUCUGGCCGUCUCUGAUGUUCCAACGUCAUCCGGUGAUUGUUGCCAGGGUGUGAGCGAGGCCGUACCAGAGCGCAUUGCUUAACUGCGUGGUCUUCUGAUCCCAACCCUUGGUGAAGCUCCUAAUCUUCCCUUCCGCCACCGCCUCAAAUAUGGCCGCUGCACUCCACAUGGCGUGUUUUUUGGUUGCCUCGAUCCCCUAGUAUAGGUUUCCCCGUGGCUCCCUUCUGUGAUAUAUCUCAG
Messenger RNA from Cladophialophora immunda, 1414 nucleotides. RefSeq names its product haloacid dehalogenase, type II. The transcript has a single exon. Lineage: Eukaryota; Fungi; Ascomycota; Eurotiomycetes; Chaetothyriales; Herpotrichiellaceae. Bases 199 to 1059 code for a protein of 286 amino acids. The record is from RefSeq and is a predicted model, not a curated record.